UCUGCCCAGUCUCAUCCCAAUUCACGUCAAAUCCUGUCCCUCCCUCCUGAUCUGGCUCGAAAUCUUUUUUCAUGCAACUAUAAAAAUAUAUAAACAGCUAAAUACAUUUUUAGACCUCCUUUUGCAUGGAUGUGGGUAUAGUGUGGGUCAGACACUCGGGCUGAAAGUCCUAGUUAAGGGGUUUGUCCCACAAAUUAGUCCCGAAGGCCGCAGAACACACACGAGUACGUACAUGUAUACAAUAGUCUAUACCAACGAAUGGUCUUGAGUCUCCGACCUUUGAAACCUCAGGCAGCUGGGUUGCCAACCAGACACCAGAACAAAUAACGUCUUAGAGAAGGAAUCAAAACCUUGCCACUUGGUUAGGGGAAUUGUUGCACACUUUAACAACCAUCACCGACCGGAUCAAUUUUUCAUGAGGUGAUGUAGGAUCUGGAGAAAGCGACUCCGAAAGAUAGAGAAUGAAAGAAACCGAGUGCAACAGCUAAUCCAAAACGUUAGCUCCUCCUUCGAGCCGGAAUCGAACCAGCGACCUAAGGAUAACUAGACAGGAAUGUGCUACAGUCCUCCGCUCUACCAGCUGAGCUAUCGAAGGGAGAACUGAGGCUUGCGUUGUGUAAUCUCCUAUUCAGGAUAUCGAUAAACAGAGGCGUGUAUGACAUAGCCCUGUGAUUAUUGGCAAGUGGACAGAGUAACCAUGUCGUGAGAACGUCCUGCAUUCGCAGUUCACUCGCAGUUCUGGAGACAGCCCUUCUAGAGGCGGAUUCUCCUGUUUCACCGAGGGGCUUCCAAGCCGAGCCAACACGUGGGCUCUUCACAGGCGCCGCGAGAGCGGGUGGAUCCCGAGGCAGCCCGCGGAGAGUGGGUGUGGGGGGGUCUGUUCGACCCGCGGGCUAUUGUCCUCACCGAGCUUGCAGACCCGGGGCCUCCCUGGCAUGAUGUGUGUCUAGACUGGGAGCGGCCACCCAGGCAUCAGAGAACUGGGGGCUGGGGCUGUGGGACAAUUUUGACCGCGCAACUCGGAGCCCAGGGAGAAGGGCGCGGGCCCCCCUCAUUUCCUCACUUCCUGCGCUCGCCUCCGAACCCCGGCCAGCCGCAGCUCCCUUCCGCUCACACAUCGGCAGACUCGGGGACCCAGAGCAUGUGGACUAGAGUCUAUACCGGCACCUGGAGCACUAUCAACCCAGAAGGACCCUAAAAAAAAAGUUCAUGACCAGACAUUACGUGGGCUUCCAAAAUGAUGUAAACCCAAGAUGCAAAUCAGGGAGAAGACAAAGUUUUCCAGGGUAUCUUGUAAGCAAGAAACAAGGUGAAGAACAGCAUAAGAAGGUCACAGGCACUACUGCUGGCUGGGCUCCUGAUGUCUGGAUCAACCAAUCUCUGUUUUGGAGCAUCUCCAUUGGAAGCUCAAGUUAUGCAUGAAGGAUCCUACCUUCCAAUAGAGGGAUUGGUUAGAAGCCAAUGACUUCUUUAACCAUAUCCUUCCCUACACUCCAGCUAAUGCCAGGGACCAGGGAAGAUAGGUUCUAAAAUAGGAAAACGGAGAGUUCAUACAUAAAACACAUCAGCAAAACAGUGAAGACCUGGCUUUGAAUGGAACAUUUUUUAAUCAUUAGAGAUGAAAAGAACUGUAGGAGGGGAAGGUAAUGGCUCCUGCUGGGAACCAGAGCAGUGCUGUGACAGAGUUCAUCCUGGCAGGUGUCCCGAAUCUCAACAGCACAAAAGCAGAACUGUUUUCUGUCUUCCUUCUUGUCUAUCUGGUGACUCUAACAGGCAACAUGUUGAUUGUUGGGGUGGUAGGAGCUGAUACUCGCCUGCAGACUCCCAUGUACUUCUUUCUGGGUAACCUGUCCUGCUUAGAGAUCUUACUCACUUCCAUCAUCAUUCCCAAGAUGCUGAGCAAUUUCCUCUCAAGACAACACACUAUUUCCUUUGCUGCAUGUAUUACCCAAUUCUAUUUCUACUUCUUUCUUGGGGCCUCUGAGUUCUUGCUUUUGGCCGUCAUGUCUGUGGAUCGCUACCUGGCCAUCUGUCACCCUCUGCACUACCCCUGGCUCAUGAAUGGUACUGUGUGCUUUCAAGUGGCCUUGGCUUGCUGGCUCGGGGGACUUCUGUCAGUGCUUGGCCCCACAGUGGCUGUGUCCUUGCUUCCUUUCUGUGAACAGGAUGCUGUGGUGCAGCACUUCUUCUGUGACAGUGGCCCACUGCUCCGCCUGGCAUGCACCAACACCAAGAAACUGGAGGAAACUGACUUUAUCCUGGCUUCUCUUGUCAUUGUGUCCUCACUUAUGAUUACUGCUGUGUCCUAUGGUCACAUCAUCCUGGCUGUCCUGCGCAUCUCCUCUGCUUCAGGCCGUCAGAAAGCCUUCUCUACCUGUACCUCCCACUUGAUGGUGGUGACCCUCUUCUAUGGAAGUGCCAUUUUUCUCUAUGUGCGGCCAUCACAGAGUGACUCUGUGGAUGCUAACUGGGCAGUGACAGUGGUAACGACAUUUGUGACACCACUGCUGAAUCCAUUCAUCUAUGCCUUUCGCAAUGAGCAAGUCAAGGAAGCUUUGAAGGAUCUGUUAAGGAAGGUGGUAGCAGGCUUUUGGGGGGAUUUUUUACUUGCUAAGAGUUUCAACAAGAAAACAAUGAGGUGAAAGUGAAUGGAUGUAAUAACUAGUCUUAACUCUAAGUUUUCUCCAUUGUCACUCUCUUUCUUAUUGUCAUCAUGGACAUCACCAAAUGACUGAGUCCUGGAACUGCUACAGAACUAGAGUCAUCAAGUCUAUCGUUCUCUUUCAGGCAAAAUUCCUUGAUUUUAUCUCAUACAUAGAUCCAUAUUAUUAUUGAUAUAUCAUAAUCAAUACCAUCAUUACAUCAUAAGACCCUCCAACCUGUGAAAUCUUAACCUAAAAGUCCAUGGUCACUAGGGAGUCUGAGGAUGGACUUCAGAAAAUUUAUAAGCCCCAUUGGUAUGUGAAUUUAUGUGUUUGAGCUUAUAUGUAUUUGUCUGGGAAGGGACUCUAUAGCUCUAAUCCAAUUCUCAGAGCGAUCUAUAUGUGACCUUCGCCGGAAGUAAAAAUGACUAAAAUUCUCGGUAGAGUCUUCCAAUUGUUCAUGAAAAUCAAGAAUUAAAAAAAAUCCUUAU
Messenger RNA from Rhinolophus ferrumequinum (greater horseshoe bat), 3133 nucleotides. RefSeq names its product olfactory receptor 6S1. The transcript is spliced from 5 exons. Gene Ontology annotation, biological process: G protein-coupled receptor signaling pathway. Gene Ontology annotation, cellular component: membrane. Gene Ontology annotation, molecular function: olfactory receptor activity; G protein-coupled receptor activity. NCBI's taxonomy places the organism in Eukaryota, Metazoa, Chordata, Mammalia, Chiroptera, Rhinolophidae. The record is from RefSeq and is a predicted model, not a curated record. The coding region runs from base 1647 to 2642 and encodes 331 amino acids.